AGACCCGCGGCCUCGUUGGCGCCUCCUGCCAAGAGCCCCUUCCUCCUCCUCCUCCUCCCCCUCCUCCUCGCGGAGUAACGACGCAACCGGCACCGGGAACCGCUUCGCAGCGUUACCCCCCUCCGUCCCACGCCCGUGGGGGGGGAGUCGCGGGGAGAGGCGGCCUCCCCGCCUCCCGUCCCCCCGCCGCCGCCUCAGCUGGGCCCGCCCUUCUCCCAGUCUCCUCCGCGGCUCCCCCCCUCCCUGCGCCAGGCGGAGCUGGAGCUGGGAGCGACGUCGUUCCUUGCCGCCGCCUCUCCCCGGUGACCGAGGGCACGGGCGCUCCCCGGUGGGACCCCUUCUCCAGCCGCUGCCCGACGCCUGGUCCCCGUCGCCGCCUCUGCCGGAGCCGGCCCUGCCUGGGAAGCAGCCAUGAGCUGGGGCACGGAGCUGUGGGAUCAGUUUGAUAACUUGGACAAGCAUACGCAGUGGGGCAUAGACUUCUUGGAAAAAUAUGCAAAAUUUGUAAAAGAAAGGAUAGAAAUUGAGCAGAACUAUGCAAAGCAACUGAGAAAUCUGGUUAAGAAGUACUGUCCUAAACGUUCACCCAAAGAUGAGGAACCCAGGUUUACUUCGUGUGUUGCCUUUUUUAACAUCCUUAAUGAGUUGAAUGACUAUGCAGGACAACGAGAAGUAGUUGCAGAAGAAAUGGGACACAGAGUGUAUGGAGAAUUGAUGAGAUACUCUCAUGAUCUAAAAACUGAGAGAAAAAUGCAUCUUCAGGAAGGGCGAAAGGCUCAACAGUAUCUGGACAUGUGCUGGAAACAGAUGGAUAAUAGCAAAAAGAAAUUUGAGAGAGAAUGCAGAGAGGCAGAGAAGGCACAGCAAAGCUACGAAAGACUGGACAACGACACUAAUGCGACAAAGGCUGAUGUUGAGAAGGCCAAGCAACAGUUAAACCUGCGCACACAUAUGGCUGAUGAAAACAAAAAUGAAUACGCUGCACAACUACAGAAUUUUAAUGGGGAACAGCACAAACACUACUACAUUGUAAUUCCUCAGAUUUAUAAGCAACUUCAAGAAAUGGAUGAAAGGAGGACUAUUAAACUUAGUGAAUGUUACAAAGGCUUUGCUGACUCUGAGCGCAAGGUUAUUCCAAUUAUCUCUAAAUGUUUAGAAGGGAUGAUCCUUGCAGCAAAAUCAGUUGAUGAACAUAGAGACUCUCAACUAGUGAUAGACUGCUUCAAAUCCGGUUUUGAACCUCCUGGAGAUUUUCCAUUUGAAGAUUACAGUCAGAAUAUUUACAGAACUAUCUCUGACGGAACCAUCAGUACACCAAAGCAGGAAGGAAUGAGAAUUGAUUCAAAAACUACAGUGGGCAAGGCUAAAGGAAAGCUGUGGCUAUUUGGAAAGAAGCCAAAGCCACAAUCCCCACCCCUAACCCCUACUAGUUUAUACACAUCCAGUACUCCUAAUGGGUCCCAGUACCCCAUAUUCUCCAUUGAACCAGUGCAUUAUUGCAUGAGUGACAUAAAAACAGGGAAGCCCAGAAUUCCUUCUUUCAGAAGCCUCAAAAGAGGGUGGUCGGUGAAGAUGGGCCCUGCACUGGAAGACUUCAGCCAUCUGCCUCCAGAACAGAGACGCAAGAAACUGCAACAGAGAAUCGAUGAACUUAACAGAGAGCUACAGAAGGAAACAGACCAAAAAGAUGCCCUCAUCAAGAUGAAGGAUGUUUAUGAAAAAAAUCCCCAGAUGGGUGAUCCAGGCAGUUUGCAACCAAAAUUAACUGAGACUAUGAGCAACAUGGACCGUCUUCGGAUGGAUAUACACAAGAAUGAGGCUUGGCUCUCUGAAGUUGAAGGUAAAGUAGCAGCCAGAAGCGACAGGCGGCACAGCAGUGAUAUCAACCACCUCGUAACACAGGGCAGAGAGAGCCCUGAGGGGAGUUACACGGAUGAUGCCAACCAGGAAGUUCGCGGCCCACCCCAACAGCAUGCACAUCCCAGUGAGUUUGAUGAUGAGUUUGAAGAUGACGAUCCAUUACCAGCUAUAGGACAUUGCAAGGCAAUAUAUCCGUUCGAUGGUCAUAACGAAGGCACUCUAGCAAUGAAAGAAGGGGAAAUUCUGUACAUUAUUGAGGAGGACAAAGGAGAUGGGUGGACCAGAGCUCGAAGACAUAAUGGAGAGGAAGGAUAUGUGCCAACAUCAUAUAUAGAUGUAACGCUAGAGAAAAACAGCAAAGGUGCAGUAACCUAUAUCUAACAGUAAACUGGCAGCUUUCAGUUGUACAUUCCAGGGAAAAUAGUGGAAAAAUAGUAAGUCACACAAUUUCAUGGAAAGCAUUAGAAUAUCAGAAGCCAGCAAUGGUUUGCAAUGGGAGUUUGUUGUAUUUUUUUUUUCAGAGAUGACCACAAUAAAUUAUGCAUCUUACAGUGGUCUGCAAUUUUCACCAAUGUCUUCUGCUUUGUUUAGCUGAUCUAGUGCUCCUGCUUUACAAAGUACUAAAUCCAAAUCAGCUAUUAAACUGAAGACGACCAGGAUUCUUGCUUGUCCUAUAGAAUACUUUUUUUUAUAGAGAACUGAAAAAUUACUUAAAGAUCUCUUAAUAUUUACUGUUCCCACUUUUAUGACUUAAAACUAUAUGCUUAAAAGAGGGUUUUUCCCUCUAAUAACUAACUGAACUCAGUUACUGAAAAUGAUGAAUUUCCUUCCUUAGCAUAUACUUGGCAGCUUUCACUUCUUAAACAGGAAAAUGUUGUCUGAUGCUGAAAGCUCAACAAAAAUACUCAGGAAAAAACAUUUUGACUAAGAAGGACAGAAAGUCCAGUGACCUGACUCCUUCCUUUUCAGUACUUGUGAUGUAGAAUGCUGUGUAUUAGACACAACUUCAUUGUUUUAACUCUAGUUAGAGUUAAAAAGAGACCCCAUGUAAUCUUGAUGUCCUACUGAACUCUCUUUCUCCUCCUGAAAAGGGAAUGAUUUUAUAUUCUUAAUCUGUGCCUGUAAGCGAAGUCUUUGAAUUGCAUUAUGUUUAGUUUGAAAUCAAGGUCUUAAAUGUACAGUAAUUGCCCUCACUGUUAAAUCACUGAGGACUGGAAACUGCAUUGCAAUACUUGAUUACUAGGAAAAAAACCCAAACAACCCCAAAAUGCUGUGGCUCAUAUUUCUAAUGAGAGUUUGUGGAAUUAAGUACAAGGCUAGUACGAAGCCACUGAGAACGGCCUGUUAGAACUGAGCACGCUUCUCUGUCUGCUAAAGGCCUUCAGUAACUUUGUUCUUUUCUUUUUCCUCUUGGACUGCAGGUUCCUGAAGCGGGUUUCUGAGAAAAUGGGCGAGAUCUUGAAGGAGGUUACAUGCAGCUGCUGGUGGGAGGGGGGUGGGGUGGGUGUACUAGACUGGGAGGCCCAAGGGGAAAAGCUAGUUGCAUGAAUGCAUGCAGACAUACAUUUAGUCACUAACAUCUUAGCAUCUCCAUACCUAGGUAAGGAUGUAUUACAAAUUCUUCAAUUUGUGCAGGAAAAUAGACUUCCAUUACCAGAGCAAAAAGGCUACUGCUCCUAAAACUGCUUUGUUUUCAUUGUCCUUGGUUGUCUCAGAUGCACAAACUAUAUUUUAGUUUGUGCUGUUUUGGUUAUCUCAAUUAUACUCUUUUCCAUCUCAUUUUAGUGGUGGUAAUUUAGAGCCAUCUGUAGGUUAUCAGUCCGCCUGUGCCACCUCCAUGCUCACAGUUAACCUCCUCCUGCAUGCCUAGGACAGUCAGGCAUGUCUGCGUAACACUUUGCCAUCAUUGCUUGUCUUAUUUUGUAACAAAUCGUUUUCUUUAAAGAUCUUCAGCACUAGAGUUUCAUCCCAGUAUCCAUGUAUGCUGCUAUAACUAUACCACUGCAACCAUCAUUACAUUCCAGUUUUUGGCAUAACUGAUAAGAGACCAUAAUGUAUUUGUGUUGAUUUGGGGAAAUAAUACAUCUCGGCUCUAGCGUACAAUGCAGUCAAGAUAAACUCCUAGAACUGUGGUCCAUCUUCAGCACUUCAGUAACCUCCUGUGCACACUGAAAACCUGGAACACCACCAGAGAGAUUCACCACUGCAAGAUAACGACUGUUGUCAGAAGUCAACCACUUGCCAUUCAAAUGCUGCCUUAAACUAGAGUGCCUAAAUCUGUUGUUUGCCAACACUACCACUUACAGUAUCCCACAAAGGGCUUUGUGUCUCAGCUCUUUUCGCAGUGCUGCAGCCGCUGAGGUAGCCACGGUAGGUGUUUUCUAGAGCUCUACUUUACUGGAUACAUGGUGCACCAUGAAUUUUAUACAUUGAAACGUGUAUCUCCUCAUUUGACUUCAAUAUUUUUUUAGAAUAUUUUUAUGGAAACUUAUCUUUUAGUUUUUCACUAUGAAGUUCCAAUUUUAAUUACUGCAGUGCUAGUCCAUUUCCAGGUUAUGCUUCAUUGUAUGGACCAGUUGAAAUUUGAGUGAUACUUCGUAAUGAUCUAUGUGCACUUUUACUUGUAAACAAUUGAAAUUUGGAUAUGUUUAUACGUGUAAAUAUAGUUGUCUGCAGUGCCCCUAUU
Messenger RNA from Tyto alba (common barn owl), 4546 nucleotides. RefSeq names its product formin binding protein 1 like (gene FNBP1L). Gene Ontology annotation, molecular function: protein binding. Gene Ontology annotation, biological process: signal transduction. The record is from RefSeq and is a predicted model, not a curated record. The coding region runs from base 412 to 2241 and encodes 609 amino acids. The transcript is spliced from 16 exons. Lineage: Eukaryota; Metazoa; Chordata; Aves; Strigiformes; Tytonidae.